This is a messenger RNA of Mauremys mutica (yellowpond turtle), 1872 nucleotides long. RefSeq names its product growth differentiation factor 5 (gene GDF5). NCBI's taxonomy places the organism in Eukaryota, Metazoa, Chordata, Testudines, Geoemydidae. Gene Ontology annotation, cellular component: extracellular region. The record is from RefSeq and is a predicted model, not a curated record. Gene Ontology annotation, molecular function: growth factor activity; cytokine activity. The transcript has 4 exons. Bases 1 to 1143 code for a protein of 380 amino acids. Gene Ontology annotation, biological process: SMAD protein signal transduction; BMP signaling pathway.
AUGGGGGUGCAGGGUGUUUACCCCAAGAUACAGGGUGUCACAGCUACCUACGCCAACAGAAGGGCUUCUUCCAUCGAGAUAGCACUGUCUACACUGGAGUGCCUUAGGUUGACAGAAACUCUAUUUUCCUGCAGGGGACACUGCUGCUUAAUUCUGGACAGAAUCAGAACUGAUAGGACUCUCUCGGAUGCAGAAAGAAAAGGCAUUAAUGGAAGUGUAAAACUGGAGACUGGACUUGCCAAUACAAUAACAAGCUUUAUAGAUAAAGGACAAGAUGACCGAGCUCCAGCCAUAAGAAAACAAAAAUAUGUUUUUGACAUCAGUGCAUUAGAAAAAGAUGGUUUGUUGGGGGCAGAGCUGCGGAUAUUAAGGAAAAAGCCCUCUGAGACCUGGAAGCCUCAUUCUCCUGGGAAAACUUCCCAAGUGAAAUUGUUCAGUUGCCCCACAAACAGACAAGCAGCAACUCUCCUGGACUCUCGCACUGUCAGCAUUGCAGAUACACCAAAAUGGGAAGUAUUUGACAUUUGGAAACUUUUUAGGAAUUUUAAAAACUCAGCUAACUUGUGUUUCGAACUCGAAGCUUUCGAUAGGGGGAGAGCUAUUGAUCUAAGGAGUAUGGGAUUGAAUAGAACAGGGAGGCAGGUCAACGAAAAGGCUCUCUUCUUGGUAUUUGGGAGGACAAAAAAAAGGGACCUGUUUUUCAAUGAAAUCAAGGCGAGAUCAGGCCAAGAUGACAAAACUGUUUAUGAAUACUUAUUCAAUCAGCGGAGGAAGAGAAGAGCUCCUUUAGCAACGAGACAGGGGAAGAGGCCCAACAAGAACCUGAAGGCAAGGUGCAGUAAAAAAGCUCUCCAUGUGAAUUUUAAGGAUAUGGGCUGGGAUGACUGGAUAAUAGCCCCUCUGGAAUAUGAAGCUUAUCACUGUGAAGGGCUUUGUGAAUUUCCUCUUCGAUCUCAUUUAGAACCCACCAAUCACGCAGUUAUCCAAACGUUAAUGAACUCAAUGGACCCAGAAUCGACUCCUCCAACCUGCUGUGUUCCAACUAGACUGAGUCCUAUUAGCAUUCUCUUUAUAGACUCGGCAAAUAAUGUGGUCUACAAACAAUAUGAAGACAUGGUAGUGGAGUCGUGUGGUUGUAGGUAGCAGCACAAUCCCUCACAUUAAUACAUUAACAAAGAUAAUUACAAAACUUGACAAGAACCUCUUCUCAAACAAGAGUAACUAAUCCUCUUAGCCCUAGCACAAGUAUGUUUACAACAAUGGUAAUAAGAAACAAUCUGCUAAAAUCAUACUGUGUCUGUAUGUCUCUUAGUGGUAGACACAUUUUAGCAGUAGUUCAAUACUGUCACACUCCAAACUUAGCCCAGAAUGGGGCUUUGGGUAAAGAAUUCCAUAAUCACAAGAGAAUUGUUCUCACUAAAGAUCACUUCCAAGGAAAUUAAAAUUCCAUACCACAAAAAACUCUGCUGUUUUAAUCCCUAAGGAUAUCGUUAAAUGUAAAGUCAAUAAGCAGCAUAUACACCUCUUAAAAUACAUUACUGUUCCUUUAAAUGUUGUUCUUAAGACAAGUCUGAGUCCCACUUCCAAUAUCUUCCCCACCAUGUCCAUUAGGAAAUGUGUGAAGAGAAUACUAAUGUCUGUAAGAGAAAAUAAUGUCCCUAAACACUCAGCGUUUGGUGUAAAUAGUUACACUGUAAAAUGAACUUUUCCAAUUAGCUCUUAAAAUGAUGUGUAUAUGAAAAAAAUCAUUAAAUAUAAUAUGUUGAUUUAGUAUUCGAUUGUACAUGGAGCUAGAUAAAUGCAGAAGCAUAUUUGUUUCAAUGUAUGUUUUGUUCCAAGCUUCAUUUCUUUCUUAACUAUUCACCCUAUCCA